AUGUCGUGGAGCAUCAUCAAAGAAUUACCGUUUAGCCUCCUGUCCAUCGGCAAAGGGAGCGGAGAUGCUAAUAGCGAGACUGGGGAAACCCCUGCAGCAAGUGACUUAAGCGCUGUGACUCUAGCGAAUGAAAUUGUUGCAAAAGUUACUGUUGAGGAAGCUUCGCGAGAAGGUUCCGCUGACGUAACGGCAGCAGCAGAGUCGAGUUGUCGUCCGGCAGGAGGGAUUGAAUUGACGGACAGGAGAGCGGGAGGGUGGGAGAGGCUUGAUGAGAUCGAGGGUGGUGCAGAGGGGAGCGGAGAGGGGGAGGGCGGAAGGGGAGGAGUGGAGGUGGGCACUGGGGGGGAAGGAUUGGGGGAGAGCGGGAAUGUGGGAGAAUGGGGAGAUUCGCCUAUGAUUACGUCAAUCAAAGCCGGGUCUGGGGAGGAAGAGUCAGAAGCGCGGGCAGGUGAACGGGCAGCAGGAAGCGCAGAAGUAUUGGAAGCAAGUAUUGACGAUGAAAUGAGUGCAGCAGCAGCAGCAGCAGCAGCAGCAGCAGCAGCAGCAGCAGCAGCAACAGCAGCAGCGGCGGCGGCAGCGGCGGCGGCGGCGGCAGUUGCAGCAGCAUUGGGAAGCCUAGGUUGCACGAGCAGUGUUGAAGGCAAGCAGACAAGCGCGGGGAACGGGGAGAAUGGGGCAGCAGCAUUGGGCAGCGCUGGUUGCUUGAUCGAUGCUGCUGUUGAGGAGAAGGAGACAAGUGCUGCAGAGGAGAUGAGUGCAGCAGCAGCAGCAGCAGCAGCAGCAUUGGGCAGCGCUGGUGGCACGAGCAGUGUUGCAGACAAGCAGCAAACAAGUUCUGUGAUGGGGCCAAGCCUGCUUGUGGGGGGCGUGGAGGCUCUUUUAAAGGGCUCAUCUGACGACAUAGGGCGGCUGAAAAAGGACCCUGCCCUCCCUGCUUGCUGUGCGCCUAAUGCUUUCCCUCUGCCCCCUGAAAUACCUUCUUCUGUGCGGCCAGGCUUGCUUGUGGGAGGCGUGGAGGCUCUUUUGAAAGGCUCCUCUGACGACAUAGGGUGGCUGAAAAAGGACCCUGAGCUCCCUCCUGUGACGGAUGUCACUGACAAUUACGAGGCGAUUCUGGAGUGUGUCAUGAGCGGCAUCCACGCUCUGCCCGACAACCUGGUCUACCUUUUAAUUCCAGGGUUAUUCAGCAAUCUCAGCCCGCUCUACCUGUUUGACACCAAGAGACAUUUUUCCUCCAUCGGCCUCGUCUGCCACAUUGCCAAGAUCCACAGUCAGGCCCCCAUAGAGGCCAACGCUAUAGCCAUCCGUGACUAUAUCGAGGAGCUCUUUUGGGCCACAAAAAAGAAGGUGCUCAUUCUGGGCCACAGCAAGGGCGCCAUGGAUGCAGCAGCAGCGCUCUCUCUCUACCAACCCCUCCUGCUUGACAAAGUCGCGGGUCUCGUUUUCAUCCAGAGCCCCUACGGGGGCAGCCCUGUGGCGUCUGAUUUGCUCCGGGAAGGCCAGUGGGGUGACGUGGCAUCUCGCACGAUCCUCGGGGUUCUCAUGGAUAAGAUUUUCGGCGGGGAUAUCGGGUGUUUGGACGAUUUGACCCACGCGAAAAGACGGGCGUUUCUCGCGAAGCACCCGUUUCCUGUGGGGGAAAUUCCGAUACUGUCCUUUCAUACGGAGGCGAGUAAGGCGGCAGCGGUGGUGGCGUCCCUGUCGACUGUGGCGCAUACUGAAGUGCCGUGGCUGGCACAGCAGAAUGCAAAGCUGGCCGUUGGAUUCCCGCUGUCGGCCGGGCUCGCGAUCAUGGCCGUCCAUCUGGAAUACAGCAAGCGAUGGGCUGAUAACGAGGGCAGAUGCAGAGGUGCUGGGGUCAGUGGUGAUGCGGAGCAGACAAAUAACUCACUGCUGUUUGCUCCCCUUCACCCUUCUCCACCGCUAACUAACCCUUUUCCACCGUCUCCACCUCCUCGUACGCGUCCCAGGUACGGAGCAGCAAGUGACGGGCUGGUAACGAGGGCAGAUGCAGAGGUGCCGGGGUCAGUGGUGGUGCGGAGCAGACGAAAACUAGACCAUGCCUUCAUGGUGUUCCCCCCCACCAGCGGAGUGGGGGGAGGGGGAGGGGGAGGAGGGGGAAGUGGCGGAACGGGGAGUGGGGGCGGGGGGAGCGGGGGAAGGGGGAGUGGGGGAGGGGGAAGUGGGGAGGCGGAAGCUGGGUUGCCGUGUGUGCAUGAGGCGAGUGCUGCUGAGAUGUGUGAGGCCCUGGCGACCACACUUCUGGCAACACUGCAGAUGCGGCCAAAAGAGGCCACCCUAUGA
Messenger RNA from Closterium sp. Naga37s-1, 2304 nucleotides. The record is from the annotation of a GenBank genome assembly. NCBI's taxonomy places the organism in Eukaryota, Viridiplantae, Streptophyta, Zygnematophyceae, Desmidiales, Closteriaceae.